AUGAAAAAAACCAGCAAAGAUUCAUAUGAUAAAUACAUAACUGAUCAAACUAAUCAUUGGAAUAUUAAUCAACAGCCAAUUAAAGAAAUUCGCAGUGCACCGGUCUAUUAUUUACUUGCAAAAUCUUCAUGUGAUUGUGGACGACCCGAUACUAUUGGUUGUCAGGAAAGUCAAGAAAUUUUCUUAGAAGGUACAAUUCGAGAUCCAAUCGAACCCGAUCGAAUACAUUUGGCUUAUGCUCAUAAUAAAGUCCUUCAAUCACCUGAUAUGAUACAUUAUAAUCGAUGUUUACGUCGAACAUAUUACUAUAUAGAUGUAUUAGAUGAGAAUCAAGAAAUCAUUCGAUAUCUCUUUUGUGCAGAAUAUCCAGAUAUUAUGUCAAUUCUUGAUCAAAUUUAUCGAAUAGGUCAAAUUAAUCGAGCACAAAAACGCGAUGAAUAUAUGCGUUUUUGUAAUAUUCUUCAACGAUUGAUCGAUCUUGAUCCAUGGCCUGAAUCGAUUCGAUUGAUUCAAUUCGAUGAUGAACAAUAUCGAUCUAGAGAACAAUCGAAUGACUAUACAUCAAACGCCAUAGAUGCCGAUAUUAAACCAUUUUGGUUACAAAUUAAGGAAGAUAUCGAUGAAUACUAUCAGCCAUCACCGACGACUGUAGCAGCUCUCGAUGUCAAUACAAAAAUAAUUCCAAAUGAACAGAGUAAACGUAUAGCUUUGUUUUUUACUGAAAGAGCACAAGAAGAUCAAUCAAUUAGAACUUUAAUUACAGAUUUAAAAGAUAAAUUAAGACAACAAGGUUAUAUUGUUGAUUUGGCUAACAAUCAUUGGGAAAUUGAACAAAGUAUUUUCAUUUGUACGGGUCAACAAAAUGAUGAAGAUAAUCGUCAAAUGAUGCGUAUUGCACAACAUAAUAUCAUAAAACGUGAUACUAUGCAUGAUGUUUUUAUUCUUAUUAAUGAAGCUAUUGAACAUUUUCCAUGUAAAUUUAUUCGUUCAAUACCAUAUCUAACAGUAGAUCUUCAUCAUCGAGCACCACAAUGGAAUAAUAAUGAAAUUCAUGAAGUAAUCUAUUAUCUUAAUAAAAUGAAUGUACUCUCGAAAGAUUAUACUAAUUCAUCUGAAAAUCGAAUUGAAUUUAAUCAAGAAUAUUCUGCCCAAUGUACAAGUGUUGGAUUAGGUUGUGCUGCAGCAUUUUAUUUUAAUUAUAUCAAAAUGAUUACUUCAACAAAUGAUCAUCAAUAUCGAUUGAAUUUUAUUGAAAUGGAAUUGAAUAAGGAAUGUAAUACUGAUGGGUCAGAGAAUACAAUGAUUUUCAUUCGUAAAUGGGUUUUUAUUCUUCCAUGGACAAUCGAAGCUUCUACACAAUUGAUUUCUAAUAUUGUUAAAUUAUCAGAAGAAGAACAACGAAUUAUUGGAUUUAAAUUAAUCGAAUGGAAACCAAUUAAUACGAAUUUUUCUCAUCUACCAUUGACAAUAACUGUCGGUGGUGUCUUUCAACGUUCAUAUAGUUCUUUAGUAAUUUAUCAAUUGAUACGUUUAGUCGAUGGCAAAACUAUCUAUUUUCCUAUGGAACUACCAGCUGCUCUUCGUGGUCUACAAAAUCGAUAUCAAUCUAUUCUUUCACAUUUCAAUUUUGGAUGUUUUGAUCCAGUUGAACAAGCUCGAAUCUUUCGAGAAGCAAUACUUGAUUAUCAAUCAAGAGAUACUCAGGCCGAUUGGCAUAAACAUAUUAUUCUAAUACCAUUAAAUGAAUCAACUAAAAAUUAUGUUAGAACAGCUGAAAUAUUACUUUCGACUAUUUGGACUCAAUUGACUUUGUCAAUGGUACAAUGA
Messenger RNA from Rotaria sp. Silwood1, 1827 nucleotides. Lineage: Eukaryota; Metazoa; Rotifera; Eurotatoria; Philodinida; Philodinidae. The record is from the annotation of a GenBank genome assembly.